AUGACCACCGUGUACAGAACCUUAGAACUCAACAUGAUUUCCGCAAAAGAUCUCAAAGAUGUUAAUAUUUUCCCACAAAUAUCUGUAUACGCCAUUGUUUCAAUCCUCGGUGACCCACUCGACCCACAAAUCACCACCCACAUCCACUGUCACGCUAGAAGAAACGCUACAUGGAACAUCCCCAUCAAGUUCGCCGUCAAGGAAUCUCUCGUCUACCAUAAUCGUCUCUCUCUCGAAAUCAAACUCAUUUCCUAUCGAAAAUUCCUCCCACGCAGUACCAUUGGCAAGGUCCGUAUCCCUCUCUUGGGACUUCUUGAUAACUCUGCCUAUGCCGGUCAUCCAUUCAGUUAUCAAGUUAGGAAAAAACGCUCUGGGAAAUCCAAGGGUACCAUAAACCUCUCUUACAAAUUAUGUGACAAAGAAUGA
Molecule: messenger RNA, 426 nt
Organism: Medicago truncatula (barrel medic)
Lineage: Eukaryota; Viridiplantae; Streptophyta; Magnoliopsida; Fabales; Fabaceae
Product: protein SRC2
Exons: 1
Coding region: 1-426 (141 amino acids)
Biological process (GO): defense response
Source: RefSeq, a predicted model, not a curated record